GCGGAGCGACCCAGCCAGUUGAGUCCAGCCUGUAGUUAAUGCACUACACGGACUCGAGCGCCUCUCUUCGGGAGCGGACCCAGACUCGGAACCCCAUACGCUGGGACAGUCCGCCCGCCGACCACCCCCGCCACGCGCGGGCCACGACUCCCCCCGCAGGACCCGCCCACCGGUGCGGGGACGCCCGAGCGGCACCAUCCCGAAGCCGAUGCCCACCCGGGAGGCCCCGCAGAGCCGCGGCUCCCGGGGGAACUUGCAAACCCGCCCGCCUGGCCCUGGUCCCCCGCGACUGGUGCCUGGAGGCCUCGAACCCAGCGCGGCCCGCCCUCUGUGCCAGCCUCAGCCCGGAGCACACGGGACAAGGCCCAAGAAGAUUGUAUUUGAGGAUGAGCUGCCCUCCCGGACCCUCCUGGGCUCCAAGAAGUCUAUUAGAGCCAUCCCCGGGGGACAUGUGCCUAGGCCCCACCCCGUGCCUGACUAUGAGCUUAAGUACCCACCAGUGAGCAACGAGAAGGAUCGGAGCCGCUAUGCUGCAGUGUUCCAGGACCAGUACCCAGAGUUCUUGGAGCUCCAGCAGGAGGUGGGCUCUGCACAGGCCAAGCUCCAGCAGCUGGAGGCCCUGCUGAACUCACUGCCCCCACCCCGAAGCCAGAAGGAGGCCCAUGUUGCUGCCCGUGUCUGGAGGGAAUUUGAGAAGAAGCAGUUGGACCCCAGCUUCCUGGACAAGCAGGCUCGCUGCCACUACCUGAAGGGCAAACUAAGGCACCUCAAGACGCAGAUCCAGAAAUUCGAUGACCAGGGAGACAGCGAGGGCUCUGUGUACUUCUGAGUGUCCUGGCAAACAGGCAGAGGGAAACAUUGGAGUCGGGGUGCCACCCUGCCCUUGCUUCUCUUCCUACCUCCUGGCCUGAGCUCUUGCUAUUGCCCCGCCUGGGGUAGCCGUCCCUGAUUUCAGAUGCCUUCGCCCUUGAGGCUGAGAUCUGAUGGUCCUUCCUCCAGGAAGGCUUCCCAGGACCUCCUCCAGGACCGCCAUGGAGAUCCCAGAUCUCAGCCCAUCCCCUGGAAGAGGUCCUGCUCUUCAUCCCAGUGGAAUAAACACUUAUUAAAUACCGACUGUGUACAGCUGC
Messenger RNA from Balaenoptera musculus (blue whale), 1127 nucleotides. RefSeq names its product occludin/ELL domain containing 1 (gene OCEL1). NCBI's taxonomy places the organism in Eukaryota, Metazoa, Chordata, Mammalia, Artiodactyla, Balaenopteridae. Gene Ontology annotation, cellular component: bicellular tight junction; apical plasma membrane; cytoplasmic vesicle. Bases 209 to 829 code for a protein of 206 amino acids. Gene Ontology annotation, biological process: bicellular tight junction assembly. The record is from RefSeq and is a predicted model, not a curated record. The transcript is spliced from 6 exons.